Molecule: messenger RNA, 1760 nt
Organism: Geodia barretti
Lineage: Eukaryota; Metazoa; Porifera; Demospongiae; Tetractinellida; Geodiidae
Source: the annotation of a GenBank genome assembly
AUGCAGACACGUAGCUAUUGAGGUGCCAAAUCGACCAGAAUACGCUUUUGCGUGCAUAGCUAGAGAGCUCAAGCUUAGCGCAGAUCGUCUUUUUUCACGCCCAAGCGUGUGCCUGUGAUCUAGCUAUAGCGCAACCUUUCGUACAGCUAUAGAACAACCGUGAGCUUGUUUUCUUGUAGUGUGACGCCCGUUGAAGGAUCUUGUGCGAUUUGUAAGGAUCUUGUAGAUCCUUUUCACUAUUUCAGAAGCGUGUAUCAAGCAGUGUGCAGGGGCGCGUGUGCGCUGAAAAAUCCUACAGCUGGCAUAUCGACUCUGGACAUUCGAACAAGGCUGCGUAUCUCUGAAGCAGAACUAGCCAUCGUCCAAAGAGAAGUAGCGGAUCUUAUCUCGGAGAAGGACCAACUGGAGUCUAAUGCGAGGCUCUACGAAGACAGCUGGAAAUUUGCAGUACAGGAGUGUGGUAGGAUCGUGGAGCAGAGAGAUGAUCUACAGAGAAAGCUACUGAGUCUUGAGAAUGCACUGUCUACAGCGCGCCACCAAGAGAACCACAAAGACAGUAAGAAGAAGAAGGUGACAAAGGCAGACCUGGACCAGUGCAAGACAGCUCUCGAGACGCAGACCAGAGUCGCGGAGACACUGGAGCACGAGAGAGAUCAGGCCUACGACGACUACCAAUUUGCUCAGGCCCAGCUCCAUACGUUGAUGCACCAGUACCAACAGCUGUCCAACGUGUGCUCGGAAGUGGCUCGAGAACGAGACAAGGCCAGGGCAGAGGCUGCACUACUCAGAGACGAGAUCCACCAUUAUGAGGCAGAGACAGAGUCGCAGGUUAUAUCACUGUCUCGAUCGGCAAGCUCAAGGAAAAUGAGUGAGAGUGACGCGCCUCGUGUAUCGAGGACCAGUCUAUCUCGGGAAGAGACGGAGCUACUGGUUGGAGAUGGGCCCUCUGAGGAUCUGCCACCAGAGGACCAGGUGAAGGAGCUGAGGGAAGAGCGAGACCUGCUGAGGACCAUGUAUGAUAUGUUGUUGAAGCGGUCGGAGCAGUACCAGAGGCAGGUCCAGCGAGCAGACGAAGAGAGAAGACAGGCGCUGGCUACCUCCGAGGCUCUCACAGCAGUCUGGCAGAAGAAGUUUGAGAAGGCCGAGCAAGUGCAGCAUGAUCUGGCUCUGGAGCUUCGCUCGGCAGAGAAUCGCAUCAAGCACCUCUCCCAGCAACUAGCACUGUCCAGGUUGCAAGGAGGGGAUGGUCCAAGGCAUUCUCCAUCAGAGGGAGAGCUGGCCAAGAUUUCAGUCCACAACUCUAGUUCCUCGCACGAGGAAGGAAAGUUCUCGCAGCCUCAACGAACUGCCUCCUUUCACGGCUCUUUCAGCAACAGUACUACAGGUAUAUAUUAUAGUUACACCACUGUCUUGAUUAAUGUCUUAUGAAUUGACAGCUGUUUUUCUUCUAUAUAUAGCUCCUUAUACCCACAAUUCCAGCAAGGCCUCACUGACGAAAAAGCCGUCUCGCAGCAGUGGAAGUAUAAAUAAGGUGUUGUCCAGAGAUCGCCAGACAAUCUCUACCAGUAGCACGUCUAGCUCCCACGAGCCCCUAAGUCUGCGCAGCGACCACUCCACUCACUCAAACAAAAGGAACCAGAGAAUGGAAUACUCUGAUUACGGGGCUGGAACCGGUAGUAGUCAGAGUACUGAAGAUGAAGCUAGCUGGAUAUAAGUGUGUGUUUUUGUUUUGUAAGGUUGUCUGUAUUUUUUUAAAUUGG